UUUUUUUCUGUAUCUGCUUCUCCUCUACCUUCGUCCUCCUCCCAAGUCCCACCUUCUCCUUUAAAUCCACUUUUUGAAACUUUUUCGAAGUCUCUCCUCUCUUUUCCUCUCACGAGCUCUCUGUGAUAGCGUUAAAAGCCUGACACUAGGUUUACCUCCUGGAUUACGUCUACGAUUCCAUUGCUCACGCAGCUCAUUGCACGAAUUUCCACCCUUGUAUUUGGGAUAAAUGUAUGCUAAUCAACUGUUACUCUGACUGCUACUGCUGCUUAGCUUACCCUUUCGUCAUUUCCAUCCCAGAGUUCAGAGAGCAAGUAAGUUCUCCAGAAUCGAAGGACCUAAUAGCACACUGCAGCAACCGCGAACUUCUCGCCUCCUCGAUGCCUGGUGAGAUGCGGGAGAUGUUUCGGGCUUCUAUCGGCGGAUAUCGAUGAUAAAUUGAUCUCUGAGAUCUGGGCAUUUCUAUGAUUCGAGGAAUUUGGGGACUUUAGCGUGUAAUGGAGGAUAUUGGGUUGUUUAAGCAAGCAUGGCAAUGGCUGCAAAUGCAGAAGCACACUUGCUCGAGGGUCAGAACUGGAGCAGGGUGUGUGAGAGAGAGGGCUAGUGUCCUUAUAGACCGCCAUUGGCCGACGGUGUGUGGUGGGUUCGCCAGAUUUGGGAAGUUGAUAACUUUCUUGCUGAUCUAUUGGAAAGAAUGCUCUGUCAAGGGUUUCCUAUCGGUUAUUCGACUGGGCUCGGCAGCUCUGCUUCUUAUUAUGUGGAGUUGCUUUCUUAGUCUCACUUCAAUAUCAUGCUUGAUUUACGUUCUGCUCAGCAUGGGAGCUGCAGGAGUUGCUGUUCAAUACUUGGGUUAUACCCCUGGGCUAUUUAUCGUAGGACUAGUUGCUAUAUUAACUCUAUGGAUGUAUGCUAACUUUUGGAUAACAGGAACGUUGUUUAUAAUUGGAGGUUAUUUGUUUUCACUUAAUCACGCUAGGUUGGUGGUCCUAAUGGCGGCUAUAUAUGCUCUCUAUUUGGUCCAAGUUCGAGUGGGGUGGCAUGGUGUUUUUCUGUCAAUACACCUCACAUUUUUCUCAAAUGACAUAUUGAAUCUGUUACUGCAAUGGUGUGAUAAUAUCACUGAGACUGUCCCCGUGGAGGAGCAGAAAGAACCUGAAACACUUCGAGAGGAUGGUUUUCCUCCAGAUCGUGACUAUUCGGUUCCAACUGAUUCAUCUGAAAAGGUGCAGUCAUGUAAAUCUUCCAGCAAGCCAGCUGGUACUUCUUCAGUUGUUAGUAACCAACCAGAGUCUUCUACUAGAAAGGUAGUUCGAGUUGAAGCGAGUUCAGUUGAUGAGAUGAGGAGGAUUUUAACUAGUGUUGAUCAUUAUGAAGCUCUUGGGUUUCCUCGGCACAAGCGGAUUGAUGUGGCAAUUUUAAAAAAGGAGUACCGUAAGAAGGCCAUGCUUGUGCAUCCUGAUAAAAAUAUGGGGAGCUCGUUAGCAAGUGAAUCAUUUAAGAAACUUCAGUCUGCAUAUGAGGUUCUCUCUGAUGUCACCAAGAAGCGGGAUUAUGAUGAACAAUUGCGGAAGGAUGAACUGAGGACUAGAAGUGUGUGUCAAAAGUCCAAUAGUACCUCAACACAGGAUUCUCCAGACUAUUGCUCUGAGGAAUCAAGGCGCAUCCAGUGUACAAAGUGUGGAAACUCACACGUAUGGGUGUGCACGAAUAGGAGUAAGACCAAGGCAAGAUGGUGCCAGGAUUGUUCUCAAUACCAUCAAGCCAAAGAUGGCGAUGGCUGGGUUGAGUACAAGGGCUCAUUGGGUUUUGCUACAUCCGAAAAGGUGGAAAUUCCCCGUGCGUUUGUAUGUGCUGAGAGCAAGAUAUUUGACGUCUCUGAGUGGGCUAUCUGCCAGGGAAUGGCUUGCAGACCUAACACGCACAGGCCGAGUUUCCACGUGAAUAUGGUUGGUCUAGAGAAACAGCAGUCGAGUUCCGGAAGGUACCCAUGGGACUUGGAUGCCGAGAUGAUGGAUGAAGACGAAGAAGAAUUCGAGCUGUGGCUACAACAGGCGCUGGCUUCCGGACUGUUCUGCGAGACUUCGAAGCGCAGGAAAAGCUGGAGCCCUUUCAAGCUGAAUCCAAAGAAAGGGAAGAAACAAUGGCGGAGAACAUCAACCUAAGAAAGAUGGACAUGCAUGGGGGAAGAAGAGAGAAAUGAUGAAUUCCGGGGUGGUCACAGAGAUGAAAGUUGGGCCUCAGUUGCUGGACAUGGACUUGGUGACAGGCUUUUUCUGGGCUUAUAGGGAGGCAGAGAGGACGGGCUGAGUUGUUGAUCACAGGGCCUAAGCAAGAGGAACCGAGGCAAUUCAGUGGAAUCAAGUGAUCUGCCAAAAGGAUGGUAUCACCCAAACCAAAGCAUGGAGAGGGAAGGAAGAAAGGAAUAGGUUAAACUUAAAUGGGUUCCAUCCUAUUUUGUGUAGUUAGGUUAUGGAUGAGAUGACGGUUCCUCAGUAGCGUUGUACAUAUUUUUCUGAUUCUAUGUAUCCCCAAUCCCCAUUGUACAAUACAAAGGGGAGGAGGUUAGUUGCUUCUUGGCAGGAAAAAAGAUGAUUGAACUUGACUGAAAAUUUUAGUAAAAAAAACAUUUGCAUAUGUUCUCUCUUUUUUCUUAUAGCAAACCUGUAAAUGUUUUAUAACCCAGAAUUAUUCAGCCAC
Linum tenue is the source of this 2697-nucleotide messenger RNA. NCBI's taxonomy places the organism in Eukaryota, Viridiplantae, Streptophyta, Magnoliopsida, Malpighiales, Linaceae. The record is from the annotation of a GenBank genome assembly.